UGUUCCACCUGCUGGCAGUGUUCCACCUGCUGACGGGGUUCCACCUGCUGACGGUGUUCCACCUGCUGACGGUGUUCCACCUGCUGGCGGUGUUCCACCUGCUGGCGGUGUUCCACCUGCUGACGGUGUUCCACCUGCUGACGGUGUUCCACCUGCUGACGGUGUUCCACCUGCUGACAGUGUUCCAUCUGCUGACGGUGUUCCACCUGCUGACGGUGUUCCACCUGCUGACGGUGUUCCACCUGCUUGUUCCACCUGCUGUCAGUGUUCCACCUGCUGACAGUGUUCCACCUGCUGACAGUGUUCCAUCCGCUGACAGUGUUCCACCUGCUGACAGUGUUCCACCUGCUGACAGUGCUCCACCUGCUGACAGUGCUCCACCUGCUGACAGUGCUCCACCUGCUGGCAGUGUUCCACCUGCUGGCGGUGUUCCACCUGCUGACAGUGUACCACCUGCUGACAGUGCUCCACCUGCUGACAGUGCUCCACCUGCUGGCAGUGUUCCACCUGCUGGCGGUGUUCCACCUGCUGACAGUGUACCACCUGCUGACAGUGCUCCACCUGCUGACAGUGCUCCACCUGCUGGCAGUGUUCCACCUGCUGGCGGUGUUCCACCUGCUGACAGUGUACCACCUGCUGACAGUGCUCCACCUGCUGACAGUGCUCCACCUGCUGACAGUGCUCCACCUGCUGACAGUGUUCCACCUGCUGGCGGUGUACCACCUGCUGACAGUGUACCACCUGCUGACAGUGCUCCACCUGCUGGCAGUGUUCCACCUGCUGGCGGUGUUCCACCUGCUGACAGUGCUCCACCUGCUGGCAGUGUUCCAGCUGCUGACAGUGUUCCAGCUGCUGACAGUGUUCCACCUGCUGACAGUGUUCCACCUGCUGACAGUGUACCACCUGCUGGCAGUGUUCCACCUGCUGACAGUGUACCACCUGCUGACAGUGUUCCACCUGCUGACAGUGUUCCACCUGCUGACAGUGUUCCACCUGCUGACAGUGUACCACCUGCUGACAGUGUUCCACCUGCUGACAGUGUACCACCUGCUGACAGUGUUCCACCUGCUGACAGUGUUCCACCUGCUGACAGUGUUCCACCUGCUGACAGUGUUCCACAUGCGGGCAGUGUUCCACCUGCUGACAGUGUUCCACCUGCUGACAGUGUUCCACCUGCUGACAGUGUUCCACCUGCUGACAGUGUACCACCUGCUGACAGUGUUCCACCUGCUGACAGUGUUCCACCUGCUGACAGUGUUCCACCUGCUGACAGUGUUCCACCUGCUGACAGUGUACCACCUGCUGACAGUGUUACCGCGGCGCUUUAA
Procambarus clarkii (red swamp crayfish) is the source of this 1328-nucleotide messenger RNA. The record is from RefSeq and is a predicted model, not a curated record. Lineage: Eukaryota; Metazoa; Arthropoda; Malacostraca; Decapoda; Cambaridae.